CCCAUUGGCAAGCGCAGGACCCUCGACGGGAAGCUUCUUCCUUUUCUCUACAUUUUACGACAAUCUCCACUCCACCCGCUGCCAUGUUGCGCACCUCGAUCGUCCGGGCUUCCAGGAGCUCGGCCAGCGUCAUGUCAUCGGUCGCGACCCGCACAGCUCUCCCCAGAGCUGCCCCCGUAGCUUGCCAGCUUCAGCAGACCCGCCAGUCCUCGCACGCCAUUUCCAACCCCACCCUCGCCAACAUCGAGAAGCGAUGGGAAGACAUGCCCCCCCAGGAGCAGGCCGACUUGUGGAUGUCGCUUAGGGACCGCAUGAAGGUGGACUGGAAGGAGAUGACUAUGCAGGAGAAGAAGGCUGCAUACUACAUCGCUUUCGGUCCCCACGGCCCUCGACGACCCCCGCCUCCAGAUGAGGGCCGCAACGUCUUCUUCCUGUCUGCUGGUGUUAUCUGCGCUGCCUUUGCCAUCUUCGCGUUCACCCGCAUGUUCGCCAGCCCCAUCCGACCACGCACCAUGACGAAGGAAUGGCAAGAGGCUUCCGAGGAGUACUUGAAGUCCCAAGGAACCGAGCCCAUCACCGGCUACAAGGGCAUGUUGGUCCAGUCCAAGUCCGAGAAGGACCUUCCUGGCGGAGAGAAGGUCAACGACGAGUAAAGAGUUCAGUCAUAGACAUCACAGCAUACACCAACACCGAUACCUUAUUUCCUUGGGUCAACAUUUUGCUUGGUACCGUCUGUGUGCAACACAUCCGGAGAAAGGAGAGGACAAAGAGGCCAAUGUCAUAUUUACCCCUCAGUGUACAGAAUUUAGAGGCUUUUGCGCAUUCCACUCUGGCGACUCCCAUCUUGAUCUUGUGUGCGCAAGCACAUUGUACGCAAUAAUGCCGCUCUCAAUCAACGCGCUCUUAACUCA
Parastagonospora nodorum SN15 is the source of this 911-nucleotide messenger RNA. RefSeq lists its product as hypothetical. Gene Ontology annotation, biological process: mitochondrial electron transport, cytochrome c to oxygen. Bases 84 to 653 code for a protein of 189 amino acids. Lineage: Eukaryota; Fungi; Ascomycota; Dothideomycetes; Pleosporales; Phaeosphaeriaceae. The record is from RefSeq and is a predicted model, not a curated record. The transcript is spliced from 3 exons.